Mauremys reevesii (Reeves's turtle) is the source of this 350-nucleotide messenger RNA. RefSeq names its product integrin alpha-D-like. The record is from RefSeq and is a predicted model, not a curated record. The transcript has 2 exons. Gene Ontology annotation, cellular component: external side of plasma membrane; integrin complex. Bases 1 to 339 code for a protein of 112 amino acids. Gene Ontology annotation, molecular function: integrin binding. Gene Ontology annotation, biological process: cell adhesion mediated by integrin; integrin-mediated signaling pathway; cell-matrix adhesion. Lineage: Eukaryota; Metazoa; Chordata; Testudines; Geoemydidae.
AUGGAUGGGUGUUUAACCCCUGCAGUGCUGGCACCGAGCCGUGGAUUCAGUGUGGAUGUGGAGGGACCCAUCACCUUCCAGGAGGCUGCUGCGGGAUUCGGGCAGAGCGUGGUGCAGUUCGGGAAUGCCAGCACUGGGAGGCUGAUCGUCGGGGCCCCACUGCAGACGGGAGAUGUGAAUGAAACUGGCAAAGUCUACAAGUGUGACCCGGGCUCUGGACAAUGCCAGGAGAUCCCCAUCCAGAGUAGGGGCCCCCUGUGCUGUGGGGUGCAGUGGGUUAGAGCAAGUGGUCUGGGAGUCAGGACUCCUGGGUUCUAUCUCCAGGACUGUGAGAUCUAGUGGGUUGGAGU